GUCAUUCGAUGAGUACUAAAAGUAAAAAUGGCAAACACGGGAGUUUUGCCGUUCGUUCGCGGUGUUGAUUUCACCAAAAAUGAUUUCAGCGACGGAAAAUUCCCUGCCGCUGUGCGGCUCAUGACCGGAGUGCAGUGGCUCAAGUUGGACAAGACAAACAUAUCAGAAGUGGCGGAAGAGAUGGGAAAGCUGGCAAAGCUGGAGCACCUUUCUCUGAAGAACAACGACCUGGAGAAGUUGUUUGGGGAGUUGACAGAACUGAAUUCUCUGCGCUCUCUCAAUCUGCGGCACAACAAAGUAAAGAAUUCCGGAAUCCCAACAGAAUUGUUUCAACUAGAAGAACUAACGACUCUGGAUUUGUCGCACAACAAACUCAAAGAGAUUCCUGAAGGACUAGAGAAGGCGAAGAACCUGCUCGUCCUCAAUUUGAGUCACAAUCAAAUUGAUAGCAUUCCCACUGCGUUAUUCAUCCAUUUGACGGAUUUACUCUUCCUGGACUUGUCCAGUAAUAAUUUGGAGACCCUUCCGCCGCAAACAAGACGUCUGGCCAAUCUGCAGACGCUCAUCCUCAGCGAUAAUCCUCUGGAGGUGUUUCAACUGCGCCAAUUGCCCUCGCUGCAGAAUCUGGAAGUGCUCCACAUGAGGAACACACAGAGAAAUCUGCAGAACUUCCCAACAUCUCUCGAUUCUCUGGGCAAUUUGGCGGAACUUGACUUGGCGCAGAAUUCUCUGGCGCGCAUCCCAGAUUGCCUCUACAAUUUGCCCAAUUUGCGGCGAUUGAACCUCAGCGAGAAUGAAAUCACGGAAUUGUCAACGAGCAUUGAUUGCUGGACGAAGCUGGAGACCUUCAAUCUCUCCCGGAAUCAACUCACCGCUCUUCCGGCGACUCUAGUCAAGCUCUCGCUCUUGCGGCGGCUUUAUUUGAAUGACAAUCAGCUGGAUUUCGACGGCAUCCCGUCGGGAAUUGGAAAGCUGAGUUGUCUUGAGGUCUUCUCGGCAUCGAAUAAUCGUCUGGAGAUGAUCCCUGAGGGACUGUGUCGAUGUGGAUCGCUGAAGAAGCUGAAUCUCAGCUCCAACAAGCUUAUAACCUUGCCAGAUGCCAUUUAUCUCUGUUCUGACUUGGAUCAGUUGGAUUUGAGGAACAAUCCGGACUUAAUAAUGCCGCCGAAGCCGAUGGAGAUGCAGAAGGGCGCUGGAAUUGAGUUCUACAACAUUGAUUUCUCGCUGCAACACCAGCUGAGAUUGGCCGGAGCUACAGUGCCGCCUGCUGUGCAGACAGCUGGCACGAGUAGCAAGGAUCCCAUUGCGAGGAAGCUACGACUGAGACGCGGAGCGCGUCCGGAAGUGGGUCAGGCCGACUCGGCGAAGGUGUUGAAGGGCAUGAAGGAUAUUGCAGACGAGAAGAACGCAAAGAAUUGGGAGGAAGAGCGCACGGAAAGUCUGAAGCCGAAGCGAUGGGAUGAGAGUUUGGAGAAGCCUCCGCUAGAUUACUCGGAAUUUUUCGAGGAUGAGGAUGGACAAAUUCCUGGUCUGACGAUUUGGGAGAUUGAGAAUUUCCUGCCCAACAAAAUCGAGGAAAUCGCUCAUGGGAAGUUCUACGAGGGCGACUGUUAUAUUGUCCUGAAGACGUGUCUGGACGAUGUCGGUCAGUUGACGUGGGAGAUCUAUUUCUGGAUUGGGAAUCACGCGCCGUUGGACAAGAGAGCGUGUGCCGCGAUUCACGCUGUGAACUUAAGGAAUUAUCUGGGAGCGCGCUGCCGGACUGUGCGCGAGGAGCAAGCGGAUGAAUCGGAGGAGUUUCUGGGACUCUUUGACACGGACAUUUCAUACAUUGAAGGUGGCAGGACAUCAACGGGCUUCUUUACGAUUGAAGACGUCGUUUACAUACCGCGAAUGUACAGAGUUCACGCGGCGGGAGCGUCAAUUCACUUAGAGCCCGUAGCCAUUGGCUUCACCUCAUUGGAUCCAAGGUAUGUUUUCGUGCUGGACACGGGACUGAGGAUCUUCAUCUGGCACGGGAGGAAGUCCAAGAACACAUUGAAAUCAAAAUCUCGCCUCUUGGCGGAGAAAGUGAACAAGAAUGAGCGAAAGAACAGGGCGGAGAUCUUCGUGGAGCUCCAGGGUGAGGAGAAUUCUGACUUCUGGAAAGUCCUGGGUUUUGAGGAUGGCGUGAGACCGGCGGAGAAGAUUGUGGAGCAUGUGGAGGAGAAUUUCACGCCGGUUCUGCAUCGAUUGUAUCAAGUGCAGCUGGGCAUGGGAUAUUUGGAGCUGCCGCAAGUGGAGAUUCCGGACCAGAAGAUGGUUCACACGCUGCUGCAAAGCAAGAAUGUGUACAUUCUGGACUGCUUCGGAGAUUUAUUUGUGUGGUUCGGCAAGAAGUCUACGCGACUCGUGCGAGCGGCGGCGAUAAAGCUGUCCCAGGAGCUGUUCAGCAUGAUCACCCGGCCGGAACAUGCUCUGGUGACGAGAGUGCAGGAGGGCACGGAGACGCAGGUCUUCAAGUCGAAGUUCGUGGGCUGGGAUGAGAUUAUUGCGGUGGAUUUCACGAGAACUGCUCAGUCAGUGGCCAAGACUGGGGCGGAUCUGACGAAGUGGGCGAAGCAGCAGGACACAAAGGCGGAUCUGGCGGCUCUGUUCAUGCCGCGUCAGGCCGCGAUGACUCUCACGGAGGCCACGCAGCUGGAGGAGGACUGGAACUACGAUCUGGAGGCCAUGGAGUCGUUCGUGCUGGAGAACAAGAAGUUCGUGCGGCUGCCCGAGGAGGAACUCGGUCACUUCUACACGGAGGAGUGCUACGUCUUCCUCUGCCGCUACUGCGUUCCCGGUGAGGAGGAUGAAGACGGCACGGCGGAGAAUGCGCCGCCACCCGAGGAUGAGAUUCAGUGCGUGGUGUACUUCUGGCAGGGCAGAAAUGCCGGCAACAUGGGCUGGCUGACUUUCACGUUCACGCUGCAGAAGAAGUUCAAGGCAAUGUUCGGCGAAGAGCUGGAAGUGGUGCGAAUCCACCAGCAGCAAGAGAACUUGAAGUUCAUGGCGCACUUCAAGAGGAAAUUCAUCAUCCAUCACGGGCGGCGGAAGCAGAAGCAAUUGACGCCGGACGGAAAGGCGAUGGUGAGAUUUUAUCAUCUGCGUUCGAACGGCAGCGCUCUCUGCACGCGCCUCAUCCAGAUCAAGCCGGACGCGUGCUUCCUGAACUCUGCAUUCUGUUACAUCCUGUACGUGCCAUUUGAGACGGAAGAUGAGUCUGAGAGUGGGAUUGUCUAUGCCUGGAUUGGCGCUAAGGCCGCCGCCGAGGAGGCUAAGCUGAUCCAGGACAUUGCGGAGAGCAUCUUCAAUAAUCCCUGGGUGAGCCUGCAAGUGCUGAACGAGGGCGAGGAGCCGGAGAACUUCUUCUGGGUCGCUCUGGGCGGCAGGAAGCCCUACGAUUCCGACGCUACUUUCAUGGAAUACACGCGCCUCUUCAGAUGCUCCAACGAGAAAGGAUAUUUCACAGUGGCUGAGAAGUGUUCGGACUUCUGCCAGGACGACUUGGCAGACGAUGACAUCAUGAUUCUGGACAAUGGAGAGCAAGUCUUCCUCUGGCUGGGUGCCAGAUGCAGUGAAGUGGAGAUCAAGCUGGCCUACAAGUCUGCACAGGUUUACAUCCAGCACAUGCGAAUCAAGCAACCGGACAGGCCGCGGAAACUCUUCCUCACGCUCAAGAACAAGGAGUCCAAGAGAUUCACCAAGUGCUUCCACGGCUGGGGAGAGCACAAGAAACCCCCGGAAUAG
Messenger RNA from Phlebotomus argentipes, 3771 nucleotides. It is a transcript of the gene fliI, whose product is annotated as protein flightless-1. Bases 28 to 3771 code for a protein of 1247 amino acids. The transcript is spliced from 6 exons. Gene Ontology annotation, cellular component: nucleus; actin cytoskeleton; cytoplasm. Gene Ontology annotation, biological process: actin polymerization or depolymerization; actin filament severing; barbed-end actin filament capping. Gene Ontology annotation, molecular function: actin filament binding; phosphatidylinositol-4,5-bisphosphate binding. Lineage: Eukaryota; Metazoa; Arthropoda; Insecta; Diptera; Psychodidae. The record is from RefSeq and is a predicted model, not a curated record.